This is a messenger RNA of Alexandromys fortis (reed vole), 10226 nucleotides long. Its product is annotated as zinc finger protein 431-like. Gene Ontology annotation, biological process: regulation of transcription by RNA polymerase II. Gene Ontology annotation, molecular function: DNA-binding transcription factor activity, RNA polymerase II-specific; RNA polymerase II cis-regulatory region sequence-specific DNA binding. The coding region runs from base 518 to 1678 and encodes 386 amino acids. Lineage: Eukaryota; Metazoa; Chordata; Mammalia; Rodentia; Cricetidae. The record is from RefSeq and is a predicted model, not a curated record. Gene Ontology annotation, cellular component: nucleus. The transcript is spliced from 6 exons.
UUCUGCUCGGUGCCUCUGCUGAGGAAGUCGGACGUCGUCCUCGUUCUGCUGUGCAGAGACCGUGGACUCACCUGGCAGCCGCGCCAUGGUAAACAAGAGACUGCGGUCCCCAGACGGAAAGGAGUGGCCGGCCAUGGUGUGUCUGUGAAGGACUUGCCUAGAGGACCUUCUGGAGAUUGUUUUACUUGUGCUUGUAAGGGGGCGGCGAUUUCUUCACUUUUUGCCUCUACAAGAGGUCUUGCCUAGUAGGCAUUUGGCUAGGCUGGCUCAAGGAGACAGGAAGAUAGUACUGCAUAGAUCACAAGCUAUGCUUACCAGCCCAGAUCUUGUCUUGCCUGUCUGCCAAUAUCUGUGGAGCUGAAGAAGGUGUUUCUGGAGCUUGAUCAAUUUUAUCCUUGGGAGUCAGUCAUGGAGAGCCUUGCUGAGUCUUGCUGAGAAACGGGUCAACAAGGGCUGAUGAUGAAACCCAGAAAGAUGAGGCCAUGCUGCUGCCACUUCAGCACAGAAACAUCUUGCCAUGGUCACACAGAAUGCAGUAACCUUUGAUGAUGUGCACAUCCACUUCUCUUGCGAAGAAUGGGCUUUGCUGCAACCUUCCCAGAAAAUUCUCUACAAAGAUGUGAUGCUGGAGACCUACAGUAACCUUACUGCUCUAGGCUAUAAAUGGGAAGACCAUAAUAUUGAAGAACAUUGUCAAAGAUUUAGAAGACAUGAAAGGUAUCUUGAAGCACACAAAGGAACCUAUAAUGAAGAGGAGCCCUAUGAAUGUAAACAACCUGGUAAAAUCUCAAGGCAUAAAGGAAGUCAUACUGAAGAGAAGCCCUAUGCAUGUAGUCAAUGUGGUAAAACCUUUUCACAGCGGAGUUACCUCCACAUUCAUAAAAGAGUCCAUACUGGAGAAAAGCCCUAUGAAUGUAAGGAAUGUGGAAAAACGUUUUCACAACAGAGUCAUCUCCACACUCAUAAAAGAACCCAUACAGGAGAGAAACCCUGUGAAUGUAAACAGUGUGGUAAAACAUUUGCAGAUUACAGUCAUCUCAAAAGACAUGAAAGAAUUCAUACAGGAGUGAAACCCUAUAAGUGUGAUCAGUGUGGUAAAGCGUUUUCAAAACAUGGUAGUCUCCAAAUACAUAGAAGAACUCACACUGGAGAGAAACCAUAUCAAUGUAAUCAAUGUGGGAAAGCUUUUGCAGAUUAUAGUUAUCUUAAAAUACAUGAAAGAAUCCAUACUGGAGAGAAACCCUAUGAAUGUAAGCAAUGUGGGAAAGCCUUUUCACAGCCUGCUCAUCUCCAGAUUCAUAAAAGAACUCAUACUGGAGAAAAACCUUAUGAAUGUAAACAAUGUGGUAAGGCAUUUUCAAUUUGUAGUUCUCUUAAAAUGCAUGAAAGAACUCAUACUGGAGAAAAGCCCUAUGCAUGUAAUGAAUGUGGGAAAGCCUUUUCAUACCUCUGUAGUCUCCAAACACAUAACAGAACUCAUACCGGAGAGAAACCCUAUGAAUGUAAUGAAUGUGGGAAAGCCUUUGCAAAACAUAGUGCUCUCCGAACACAUAAAAGAACUCAUACUGGAGAGAAACCUUAUGAAUGUAAGCAAUGUGGGAAAACCUUUUCACAGCCUGCUCAUCUCCAGAUUCAUCAAAGAACUCAUACUAGGAGAAGACAUCCACGGCCCAUCUGAUGCUACUUUGUUCAGGUGGACACAAGCCAUCCACAGGCCAACCUGGGUCCUCAAGACACUGCGGUGGCAGAAAGACAUACGGGACUCAUCUGACCGCUCUCUGCUCAAGCAGACACAAGCCAGCCUAGUUCCUCAAAUUGUGCCAUGGCAGGAAGAUAUGUCUGUGCCCAUGUGAUACCACUUGACUCAGGUGGGCACAAACCACCAACAUGCCAACUUGAGUCCUUAAGACCUUGACUGGACAGAAGACAUCCAGGGCCCAUCUCAUGCCACUCAAUGCAGGGUGCAUCAAGCCACCCACAGACCAUUCUGUGUCCUCAUGACUUGGGGUGGCAGGAAGGCAUUCAAGGGCCCACCUGCCACCACACAGUUGGCUCCAAUAUGCUGAAUAAAUAUAUGGUAGAGAAAGAAGUGAAUGGUUCAUAUGCUAUGGAAACAAGGAAGAACAGAAGUAAAGGUGUGGUGAGGUGUAGGCUGAUGUUGGAGGCUUUCUUACCACUCAGGGCCAUUAUGAUAUCCAGUCUUGGGCUACUGCCAAGGGCCAUCCCUGGGUCCCAGGAGAGUACCACAGCAAGGGUCUGUUGCCAAUAAAUGGCACAAGAAUGCCAAAUAUCUGUGGUGCCACUGGUGGCCAUCUAGGUGUCUAAGAGCCAUUCUGCCACCAGAGUCAUGCUGAUCUAGGUGGCCUGUGCUGCCAUAUGGGGCCAUUGUGUGUUCCAGUCCUGAGCUGCUGCUGAGGGCCAUGUAUGGGUCCAUAGCACUACAACAGCCAGGACCUGAACUGACAUCUGUUGUUCCUGUUGCAGCUGAAGGAUAUGUGAUUUCCUGCUGUCUGGUUUGCCACCUGAAACCAUAUUGGUACCCAUGGGCCAUGCUGCAUCUGGACCAUACAGCUAUAAAUGUUAUAUACUGAUCUCUGGUGAAAUCUGGGCCAGGGCUACAGCGGGGGCCAAGUCUGGGUCUGUGGAUCUGGUUGCCAGGAAGACCAUGUGAAUUCCUGGGGUCUGGGUUGCCACCUGGGGCCAUGUUGUUUGAGAACUUCAUUGCUGCCACAACCAUUCUGGCCUGUGUGGCCUGUGCUGCCACUAGAAAACACGGUGACAUAUGGACCCAGGUUGCUGCCAAGGACUAUAUCUGGCUUCAUGGUCCUACUAUAGCCUCAGUCUGUGUUGCCCAUAACCCAUGAAAUCAUGAAGGUCCAGGUAGAUUCGCAGGGUCAGAUCAGCCACCUGAGUUCAUGUUGAAGCUGGGGCCAUGCAGAUCUGAGCAGCUCAUGCUGUUACCCAAUGCCAGGUGAUAUCUGGGCCAGAGCUGCAGCUAAGGACCUUGUCUGGGUUUGCAGCCCUACUGCAGCAACAGUCUGUGUUGAUGUCCAAGGUUCCUGUUACCAUGGAAGACCAUAUGAAUGCCAAAGAUCUGUUAUGUUAGGAUCCCAGUGCCAAGUACCAAUCUGAGUGGCACUGCCACCUGGAACAAUAGUGACAUCCAGACCUGGCUGCUACUGUGGACUAUAUCUGGGUUUGUGGUUCUACCCCAGCUGGAGUCUGUGUUAAAGUCCCAGGCCUAUGUUGCCUCCAAACAUUACUUGGAAACUGGGGAUAAAGCCAAAAUCUGUGACUUUGGUGUCUAGUCGCCAUGCCACGACCAGAGCCAUACUUGCUUGAGUGGCCUCUGCUUCUGCCCAGAGCCAGGAUGUCAUUUAGGCUCAAGCCCCUGCUGAGGGCAAUAUCUGUGGUCCUGCUGCAGCAGGGCUCUGUGUUGUUUGUCCCAUGUCAUCUCAGGGGAUGAUAGAAACUGUGUCAUGAAAUCAGAGGGCCAUGCUGAGCCCUCCCCACACUUGGCUUGCCCCAGGAAUAGCUGGUCCUGUCUCUCAUUGGACAUUACAAGAGAACUACCCCUAUACCUUCACUCUGGGGAGAUGGCCCCACCCCUCACCAUUGGUGAAAGAGGAUUUACCCUGAUAACUUGGCCAUAAGGAAGCUGGUUCCACCCACCCCUUGCCUAAGGGAGGAAGCCCCAGUUGCCUGGACUGACCAGUUCAACUGCUGCUCAGACACAGCUGGGCCUGGAGUUGGCCCACUCUAACAUCUACCCUAUUUAGGACCUACUGGAACUCAUGAAGGGACUGGUCCUGUGGAGCAAUACCUCAGGAUCUCCAUGACUUGGAAUAACUGUAGGAUAUGCAAGAGGAGUUUUGGUGAAGAUUCAAUGAUGAUGAUAUACCAGAACCCAGAGGCUUUGAACAAAACCAAUGACCCAUUGCAAUGAAUAUUUGCAAGUAAACCUGAAUGGACAAAAGGGUAUACUUUGAAACACCAAGGCUCCAAACACCACCAAGACAAAUGAGAUGUUGGAAAGGUGGAAAAAAAUGAAGGAGCAAAGAGGUUUUUUUGUUUUGUUUUGCUGUUUUUUGCUUACCUGUUUUGUUUUGGUUUGAUUGUUUGAUUUUCUUUUGGUGGGAGGAUUGUGCAGGGAUAAGGUGAAGCUACAACUGGACUGGAAGGUGAGCAGAAUUGGGGGUGUAUGAUGAGAAAUUCCCAAUGAUUCAAUAAAGAAAUUGUUAAAUUUUAAAAAUUCUCAUAUUGGAGAAACCCUAUAAAUGUAAGCAAUGUAAUAAAAACCUUUGCAUGUCACAAUUAUCCUCAAAGUCAUGAAAGAAUUCAUAAUGGAGAGUAACCCUAUGUAAGUAAGCAGUGUUGUGAUUACCCAUUACCUUAGUCUUUGACCCUAAAAGAAUUUAUCCAAAAUUAAAUCUUACAGCGUGUUAAUAGUUAAAGCCUUUGUAUAUCACAGUAGAAUUUGAGGAUUUUAAAGACCUCAUACUGAAGGGGAAUCCAUGAAUAUAAGAGAUUUGUUAAAGUCUUUAACCAACAAAUUUAUAUUUUAUUACAAAAAAUUAUUUUGUCUUUCAUGGACUGUGAAUUUGGACAAAGGUAAACUUUGAAUAUCACACUUUUCAAUUACAUGAAAUAACUCAUCCAAGUAUAAAACUAUGAAUGUGUGGUAAUGCCUUUUCUAUUGCUGUGAUGAAACACAACAUCUAAGGAAACUUAUAAAAUGUUAGUUUGGCACAUGGUUCUAGUGGGAUACAAGGUUAUCAUGAGAGAGCCAUGGCAACUUGUGCCAACCAUGACAGCGAAAGCAGGAAGCUAAGAGCUCAUAUUUUUAACCUGAAGCAUGGAGCAGAAAGUUCAACUGAUGUGAGGAUUUAAAAAUCUCAAAUUCUACCACCAGUGAAAUAUUUCCUCUACAGACUGGCAUUCUCUAAACAUUCCAAGUGAUACCAACAACUGAGAAGUAUUCUCUGAUUUUAAAGCCUACAUGCUUGCUUUCUAUCAGAUGAACCAAGUAAUAAUAAUAAAAAAAAAACUCUAUGUAAACAUUUCGACGCCUCAACAUCUGGGUUACAGGAAUGAAUGUUUACAUAGAAAAAUAGUUAUGAAUGAAAAUGUUUUUAACAAUUUGUUCUAAUUUUUAUUAUAUGAUGUCAGUGUGUCUUUGAGUACAUCCAUGUGCUUGAUGGUUCCCAGGACUAGUGUGAAGUAUGGAGCAUAGCCCCAGCCCCUGACAUCCAUCCCAGCCCCCCUAGCCUGGGAGUUGCAUUGAUCUGGACUCCAAGUCCCAGCAUAUGCCACUCCCACUGGGUAUUUAAGUGGGCUACCAGAGGAGGAACACAUGGUUCUGGGUUUGCAUGUGCUCCCUGCUUUCCUGUCUCCCCACCAUGCGCUCGGCCACCCAAGAGCAUCAUACUUAAGAAAAUAAUGGGCAUUUUAAUUUGGUUUGAUCUUACCCAAUUAGACUUCUUUGCGCUAGUGGAGCCACCCCUCUUAUUACUUUUUUCCUAACAGUUAGACCCUGUGAUCUUUCUACACUUCUAGCAGGAAAUAUAUAGGAAGUUGUCAAAAAAAAAAUCACCUGUUCCUGGGCACAAACUUGUCUUAACUACUCGGUUGUCUCUAGCCCUAUAAAUAUUUUACAACCUUUAUAUAUAGUCUUGACAUUAGUUAGGAAAGAGGGAAGAACUCAUACAUGAGACUAGCCCUAUUCAUGUAAUCAGUAUAAUAAUGACUUUAAGCAUCACAGUUAUCUAUAAUUUCAAGAAGAAAAAUUAUUGUAUUCUUUAAGCAAAUACAUUAACAUAUUCACUCAAGUCUGAUGGUGGAGAUCACAGUGUUGCUUGUAUUUUGCAUUUGUAAUUGGUAUUGAAGUGUUCUGUAUAUGAGGCAAAUCCAUUUAUAGAAGUUUAUUUGGUAGUUCAUAUAUUACUUCUCUGGUUUCUGUUUUUCUGUUGUGCUUUCAGUUGGUGAUAAUUUUAUUCUGCUGAAAUGUAUAGAAUGGAGUGCCCAUCAUCUAUGUGGCUCAUUGUUUAUUUAAAUAUCAGACAGUAUGUGAUCAUACUUUUGAAAUGACUGUCUGAAAAGGUGGUGGGUUUUUACUAUUCUUUUUUUAUGUUUUCACAAAUUUCCUUUAGAUGUUGUUUGUGUUCCAGCCAGGCCUGGGCGUCACUAAAUAGUCAAGGCUGCAUUUGAACUCGUGAUUUUCAUGUGUCAGCCUCCUGAGUACAAAUUCAAGGAUAGAAGAUACACUCCCAAUGUCUACAGUUUUGUCAAUACAUUUUUAAAAUGUUAAUGUUAAAAUGCUUAAUAGAAGAGGAUAUAAGAACCAUUGAAUAUAUAAUCUGUGUACCCUAAGCAGCAUUUUCAUAUAGCAUGUGAUAUAAUAAUGUAGAAUAAUCAGCAACCAAUUGUACAUUGUAUAACAGUUUGGUGUACUAUGGAUAUAUAUAUAUAUAUAUUGACAUUCCUCCUUAUUUAUGAUCCAGUUUUUAUGUGGCAUUCCAUCUUGAAGUUUUGCUUUCUAAGGGAAUUAUCUAGAAAUUCUAGAUAAUUCUAGAUUAUCAUAAUUCUAGAUUAUCUAGAAAUUCAAGAUAAUCUAAGGGCAAUGAGAUUUCUUUUUUUAAAAAAAGAUUACCAUUGUGUAUGUGUGUGUGUGUAAUAUGUUUAUGGGUUUCCAUGCCAUAACAGAUGUGUUGCAACUGGAAGAAAAUCUCGUGGGAAUUUUUUUUUUUGGCCCUUUCAUAUGGCAAUUGCGGUGAUUUGAAAGAAAAUGGUCCCCUUAGGUAGUACAAGCUUAAAGCUACACAGAGAAACGCUAUCUUUUUUUAAAAAAAAUAUUUAUUUAUUUAUUAUGUAUACAAUGUUCUGUCUGUGUGUAUGCCUGCAGGCCAGAAGAGGGCACCAGACCUCACUACAGAUGGUUGUGAGCCACCAUGUGGUUGCUGGGAAUUGAACUCAGGACCUUUGGAAGAGCAGGCAAUGCUCUUAACUGCUGUGCCAUCUCUCCAGCCCCUGAAACUCUUAAAAACCAGAAAGAAAGAAAAAAAAAGAUAGCUUUGGUAAUACAAGUUAGAAUAGAAAAUGAACUAGGUACAACCUUUUGGACUUAUCACAGUAGGAUAGAUAUGAAGUAUUUUCUCUGAAUUUGUUAAUUGCUAAUGGACUAUAAAUUUUUGAUGUAUUUGUUGCCUGUAUACAGUUGUGCUUAUUGUAUAUAAUUUUUCUUAUAUUAGUUAUAACCCUUUUUAUUUUAGACAAAAAGGGGAACUGUGUGAUAUCUUAUUUGUACUCUACAAAUAGAGAUUGCCUAAAUCUCAGGGCAGAGCUAGCUACUAGUUAGCUGUAGAGGUCUGGAGGUCUGUACAGAAAGACAGGAAGUGAUGUGACUGGAGGAGAGAUGAGUAUAAUCAGGAGGAGAUAGGAACUCACUCUCUUUUCAACUGAGGAGUUAGCAAGGUAAGAGUUGACUGUGGCUGUUUCCUCUCUCAGAUCUCUCAGAAUUGGCUCCAAUAUCUAACUCUGGGUUUUUAUUAUCAAUACUAAUUGGAACUUGAGUAUCAGAAGUGUGUGUUGUGAGUUUAUCUUUCUGAGUCUGGUAACAAGAAAAACUAUCUAGACCUAGUAGUAGCGCGAGGAGAAUGAGUCAUGUGGCCUAAACUUUAUACAUGAGGAGAACUAAGAAGUUAGCUGAGGCCUUGAUUUAAAAAAAAAUGGUUGUUUAUUGUUAAAUUUACCUAUUUACAAAGAUUAUAUUGUAAUAAAACUUUUUAUGGACUUAAGAUGUUUUAUAGCCUUAAAAAUACUAAAUAUAUCCAAAAGUUAUCUUAGCAUAUAUAUAGUAUUUAUAUUUAGUAUUUAAUUAUUUUAGCAUUUAUAUGUGGUAUUUAAUAUAUAUUGAGUAUUUUGUAAUUUAAAUGUAAAAUUUUAAAAUUUCUUCUUAAAAAGAUUUAUGAUCUCUCAAAAAACAAGGUACCUUUUCUCUACUUCAAGUCAGAAAAAGCAGGGCACAACCAUAAUCCACAUGAGGUAAAAAGCAAGCAAGAUUUUGAAUCUUGCCUAAUGGGCAACUUAUAAAUAUUGAGUUAGAAUAAUUUUAAUAAUUUUAAGGCAUAGAGAAAAGAUUUUUAAUGGGUCUUUUAGUCUUCUGCAAACAGGAUUGUAGCUCCUAGGAGAGGAGAGCAUGGCAGCGGAUAUGUGGCACAAGCUUUAGCAAGCACUGUGGCCAGGGAGCAGGGAGCUGUAACAUCUGGGGCAGAGUGUUUUCACCCCACAGGUACAGUUGCUCUCGUCCCCAGUCACCUUCCCUGCUGGGUGUUCCCAGCUGUCCUGGAAUCCUUUGCAGCUCACUGCAUGGUUAAAGUGUGCCAGGUGGCAGGUUGCUGAACAGGAUGUGGUUCCCUGCAGAACCCACCCCUGGCCAGGUUCACCUGCUCCCUGAUCACCAUCCUGUACUCAACACUGGAGUGCCUGCCACCCUUGGAGGGGAAGGGGUAGCAGCAGGACACAGGGAGGGGAAUGAUGCGGAGGUGGAGGGGUUGGGAUUUAUGACAAAUGGGAAGGAUUCUCCAGGGCCACUGGCAUAGCCAGAUAUGUUCAGCAGAGAUGAAUCCUUUGGGUGGACUGGUCAGAACCCACCCCUGGUUCUGCCCUCACGUGGAAUCACAGGAUCUGUCUGGCGGUGAUGAGCACACUGGCGGUGGAUGGGAUUGGGUACUACGGUAGAGACAAAGGCUUUACUCUGCAGCAGGCAGGUUGCCUGGAAGCAGAUGUUGGGAUAUGGUCUCCUGCUUUGCUGCGCUCUGUAGGCAGUGACAAGGUCAUGGGCUCCACGAGCAGUCAGCUGAUUGGCGCGGGAGGGGGGUGUUAGAAGUGGCAGUCUCAUCCACUACACGUCCUGCAUGCAUAUACAGUGGUGAGACAGGCUGCGCCCUCUAUGAGCAAACAUUUAUAGGAGAGAGUACCUGGUGAGAAGCAGAAUUUUCCAUUAUAGAAAGGAGAGAGGAAGAUAGGAGAAAAAUUGCCUGUCCUCUGAGGGACAGCCAAGCGAAAAAUGCCACAUUUUUGGGAGCUGCUGUGCUCACCAUUUCCUGAGGAUUCCAGAAGUCUGUGUUCAUGGCACUAGGAUGAGGUUUCCCCUUAUCUUUAGCCUUCAAUCCACAGGGUCAAAGGAGCAAAAGUUGUGACAGAGAUACUUGGACAGUCUGUGAACACAAUGCCAAUUAGCCCUCCAGGAGCUAACUUCAGAGACACAACUCAACUUCAUUCCAGAGUAUUACACAGGCUUGUGAAGCCUAGGGACAAAUCCUAAAUUGAACUAAGUGGCACACUCCUAUCGUAUAGCUGUAAGCAUCACCCUAUCAAGAUGGCUAGAAAUUUGCCUAAUUACUAUGUGGGCAGUAAGGAAGGAGCAUUUGCAGCGAACUGUAUCAAGGGUAAUUCUUGAGAUAAAUCAGGCAUCUGGGUAUAGAGACAAGAGUCCAGAUGUCAAGGGCAGGUAGAGAGCAGGAAGCCUUGCUGGGAAGAGAGUUCUUCAUGUUGCUGAGCUUGGAAAAAGCCACCAGGCCAUUUUGACUGCUACCUCUGACCAAUAUCUCCCCCUGUUGAAUUAACGUGAGUUGUAAAAUACAGGCUAACUCCAAGACAAAACCAAUUAUAAUUUUCUUUAUUAUAAGGGGCAAACAGAACAGUAAUGAGAAGUCCAAGCUUAGCUGUGUAGCAGGGGAACCACAGAGAGAGAGAGAAACCUUGGACAGCCCUGUGCUUUUCUCUGAGUACCCAAAAGGUCACACCCUAACCUGGUCUCACCUCUUAAAGUUCAUUGGCUGACGGAGAUUCCCCAUCAUCCCCCUCUUUUAUAUUAUAAAGAAGAUAUCAACUAAGACAAUAAUAAUGGACUAAACCUCCAAAAAAUGUAAGAAUUGCCCAGUUAAAUAGUUUCUUUUAUAAGAAUUUCUGUGUUCUGCACAGCAAUAGAACAUUGCCUAAGACACAAGUCAAAAUUGUGUUCCUCUUUUAGUCUUUGUGUUUUGAGAUUGCUUUUACAAUGGAAAUGACUAUUUAGACCAGUCUGACCUUGAGUUCAUGGUGAUUAGUCUGCCUCUAUUUCCCAGGUACUAGGAUUGUGGCAUGAGCUAACAUGCUAGACAAUGUUUGUUUUUGAAAAUGAUGGAUUAUAUGGAAACCAGUGGCUGAGAAUAAAAAAGACUUCAAGA